This is a messenger RNA of Mirounga angustirostris (Northern elephant seal), 3555 nucleotides long. RefSeq names its product t-complex 11 like 1 (gene TCP11L1). Gene Ontology annotation, biological process: signal transduction. The coding region runs from base 266 to 1912 and encodes 548 amino acids. NCBI's taxonomy places the organism in Eukaryota, Metazoa, Chordata, Mammalia, Carnivora, Phocidae. The record is from RefSeq and is a predicted model, not a curated record. The transcript has 11 exons.
CCUACGAGGGGCGGGCACCUCCCGGCUAAAGGGCUGCCUCCUCCUUCCCGACGUUUGAGGAGCGGCCGCACUGGCCGCUACCCACCGGAGCCGGGCGGGGAGGACGGCCCGCAGCGCGGCGAGGGAUGCGGCCUCGGAAGGGCAGAGGCUGAAGUGUCCCGUGCUCGCCGCGCGUCGCUCCGCGCCUCCGCCGCCCGUCUCAUUCCCCGCCCGAGCGGCAGGAGGAAGAACUCCGCGGCAGGAAAGUAAAUAAACUUAAUUGAGAAUGUCCGAAAACCCUGGCCAGCCCAAUAUAAAUGAAGCCGGAAAAUCAAAAUCGAAUGAUUCUGAGCAAGACCUUGAAGAUGCUGUGGAAGGUUCUGAUGAAGCUCUACAGAAAACAAUAAAGUCGGUUUCUCCCAGCACCCAAAGAGUGCAAAGACCUCACUCUAGUCCUCCUCGAUUUGUGACAGUAGAAGAACUUCUAGAGACAGCGAAAGGAGUCACUAACAUGGCUCUAGCCCAUGAAAUUGUAGUAAAUGGAGACUUUCGGAUUAAACCGGUUGAAUUACCAGAAGACAGCUUGGAGAAGAGAGUAAAGGAGAUUGUACAUAAAGCUUUUUGGGAUUGCUUGAGCAUCCAGCUAAGUGAAGAGCCCCCGACAUAUGACCAUGCCAUCAAACUUGUUGGAGAAAUCAAAGAGACUCUCUUAUCUUUCUUGCUGCCUGGUCACACUAGACUGAGAAACCAGAUAACAGAAGUCUUGGAUCUGGAUCUGAUAAAGCAAGAAGCAGAGAAUGGAGCCUUAGACAUUUCCAAGCUGGCAGAAUUCAUUAUUGGCAUGAUGGGGACCCUGUGUGCACCUGCUCGAGAUGAGGAAGUCAGGAAACUAAAGGACAUUAAGGAAAUAGUGCCCCUUUUCAGGGCAAUUUUUUCCAUGUUGGACCUCAUGAAAGUAGACAUGGCGAACUUUGCCGUCACUAGCAUUAGGCCGCAUCUCAUGCAGCAGUCUGUGGACUACGAAAGGAAGAAGUUUCAACAGCUUUUGGAGAAGCAGCCAAAUUCCCUGGACUUUGUCACCCAGUGGCUGGAAGAAGCCGCAGAUGACCUUAUGAAUCAGAAGUAUAAAAAUGCUCUGCCAGCUGGGGGAGGGGCCGCUGGCUCUGGGGACGGUCCCAUGCCAAAUCCUGUGGCGGUCCAGAAUUAUGCAUACCUGAAGCUUCUGAAAUGGGACCACCUCCAGAGACCUUUCCCGGAAACCGUUUUGAUGGACCAGGCUCGCUUCCAAGAGCUCCAGCUCCAGCUGGAGCAGCUCACCAUUCUGGGAGCCGUGUUGCUGGUCACGUUCAGCAUGGCAGCCCCAGGAAUUGCCAGCCAGGCCGACUUUGCUGAGAAACUCAAGAUGAUCGUGAAGGUUCUGCUGACAGAUGCGCAUCUGCCCUCCUUCCAUCUGAAGGACGCCCUGACUACCAUUGGGGAGAAAGUCUGCCUGGAGGUGAGCAGCUGCCUUGCCCUGUGUGGGCUCACCCCCUUCACCACGGAAAAGGAGGCCGUGCUCAAGGGCCAGAUCCAGGCUGUAGCCAGUCCCGACGACCCCAUCCGCAGGAUCAUGGAUUCCCGAAUCCUGAUCUUCUUAGAAAGCUACCUUGCCUCGGGUCAUCAGAAGCCAUUGCUCACGGUCCCUGGGGGAUUGGGUCCAGUUCAGAAAGAGCUGGAAGAAGUUGCUAUUAAAUUUGUCCGCCUGGUCAACUAUAACAAGAUGGUCUUCAGUCCCUACUACGAUGCCAUCCUCAGGACUCACACAGACUCUCAUGCCACCACCCCCCCCGCCACCGUGUCCACUGGUGGAGUUCUCCAAGUGGCAAAGCCAAGAAUGAAGGAGGCAAAGUUCAGAAUCACAAUAUUCAUAUUGAAUUGUGUUGUUGUUCUUUGAAGAUAAGUGAGCUACUUUCUUCUUGGAAUCUCAUAGGAUUAUCACUAAAGGCCAGGAAAAUUCAUUUAGUCACUCAGGAAAUGUUUGCUGAGCAUCUCCUUGUAAUCUCCCCCCUUCCCCAACCCGCAGUUCUCCCUCCAAGAUAUGUAUCCUUUGGAGCAGAAAUUAUCCUUCAGAAUUGACCUGGUUCUAUGUAAUGCAUUCUGAUUGGAUUUGACAUGAUUUUCUAUCUAACGGGUUUGUGGAAACAAGCGUCUUUUAGGGGAGUGCUAGGUUUAUUUGGUGGUAGUACUUUACUGUGGAUAGAACUGAGCGCCUUGAGAGUUGGGUCCAUCAUAGCAGGUGUGUUCGAUUUAUCUGAUGGCCUCACGAAUGAAUGAAUGUCCAGAGCAGGAACUGCUACUUUGUCAGCUCUCGGUUGGGUGGAUGGAUUCUCAGCCUAGAAGUUUUUUGAAAAUCUCAUUACGUUUAAAGCAAGCUGUACCAUGCGAUUGUUUAUGUAACCAUAUAACCCGACUAUAAAUAUACUUCAGGUAAGGACGGCUUACCGAUUAAAUGCAGUAGGCAGGUGCCUCAGAGUUUUUUUCUCUGAAGAAAAGUUAUGAGUAAGUCUGACACAGCAGGGAUAUAAUGUGCACACGCUGGCUGACGAUUAAUGGGUUAUUUAGCAGUUCUGUUUUUGUGGAGGUGCUUCUGUUCAUCUCUCUAAAACCCUAAGAUUCCUGGGAAUAAAGAGGUGUUGCCACACCACCAUUCCUGCUGAGUUGCAAAGGGAAUGAAUAGGUGUUUGCUGUUUGAUUUCCAGUGACUUUUGGCAUGCUCUGGUUUCUGUGUAGAAUGUUUGUAUUAAUUUUCAUUUUGAGGCCGGGUGGUAGAGUGGAAAGACUGGGAGCUGUCAGGAAACCAGAGUUCUGACCCCAUUUCUGUUACGUACUAACUGGGGCAAAUCAGGACCUAUUUCCAGCACAUGUAACAUGAAAGGACUAGACUGGAUCUUUGAACUGCUUUCCAAUCCUGACAUUCUGUGAUGUGUCUCAUUUGAGUAACGUAAGUACACUGCAGUAGGAUCGUGCACAGAGCUCCUGAUUUAGAGGGCGGUCUGGGUUGGAGUCCUUCCUCUCUUGCCUUCUUACUGGCUGUGUGAUAUUGGGCCAGUCAUUGUCCCUUGGGCCCCAGCAUUUUCAUCUGUAAAACGGGGAACGACUCAUUGACACUUGCUGUGAGGAUUACAUUUGAUAAUGGAUAUUAGAAUGCUUUGUACAUGGGAAAGGACUAUAAAUAGGAGGAGAGCAUAUAACCGUCUCCCCGUAGGUGUACCUGUGUCUGUGCCCAGCCUCCCUUCAGUCAGCGUAUUCUACGGGCUGGACGGAAGGGUUUCCUUCUGUCCUGGGACUCGUACUUUCUUCUGUCAUCUCUUCUGUACUAAAGCUGCAAUCUUCCCUUUGCUCCUCUCCCUGCUUCCACCGCCACCCCACUGAUUCCUCCCCACCUCACCUCUGUAUUAUUUGAACCAAAUGAAUUCAUGAGUGAACAAAUGAAGGACGGCAGAUGAUGGGCUAUGAAACUCCUAUUUAAGGGCACUUAUCUCAUUGAAAACAUAAUCUAAAUAAAGAACCACAAUGAUGUUUGCAAUUGUGUCUUUA